Neoarius graeffei (lesser salmon catfish) is the source of this 1355-nucleotide messenger RNA. Its product is annotated as carbonic anhydrase 4-like. The transcript has 9 exons. Bases 37 to 1086 code for a protein of 349 amino acids. The record is from RefSeq and is a predicted model, not a curated record. Gene Ontology annotation, molecular function: carbonate dehydratase activity; zinc ion binding. Gene Ontology annotation, cellular component: plasma membrane. NCBI's taxonomy places the organism in Eukaryota, Metazoa, Chordata, Actinopteri, Siluriformes, Ariidae.
CUUCUCAACUGCAGCAUUGAAUUUCACUGGUAAAAGAUGAAUCUACCACUUGUGUCAUUUUUCAUUGCUUGUCUGCUUUCCACUGUUUAUGGUGAUGACAGCUCAGUAGAAUACUGCUAUUACUCCCCAGACUGCAAUGCAACCAAAUGGCCUGUGAUAGUACCACACUUUUGCAGUGGUACCCAUCAGUCUCCCAUCAAUAUUGUGACUUCUAAAGUGCAGGCUGAUGAUAAGCUGAAAGCCUUCACCUUUAAUGGCUUUAAUGACAACUCCACUAUCCUAAAUAUUCAGAAUACUGGAAAGACAGUGAAAAUUAAUCUUGAUGACAGCAAAAUGAACGUGUCAGGAGGAGGCCUUCAGCACCACUACAGUUCCAUCCAGUUUCACUUUCACUGGGGCAAAGGCUCCUCUGUCGGAGGAUCAGAACACACUGUGGAUGGCAAACGAUAUCCAAUGGAGAUGCACAUAGUGAAUCUUAGGCCUGAUGCUGCUGUUAGUGACUCAAAGAGAUUUGCUGUUCUUGGUUUCUUCAUUGAAGCAAACAAUGACAGUGGCAAACCAAAGAGCUGGAAGACGCUUACCUCGUUCUUAUCAAAUAUUACUCAAGCAGGUGACUCAUUUGACAUUAUGAAUCAACUUACUGUAGAGAGUCUGAUUCAAGGAGUGAACCUGAAUAAAUAUUACCGUUACCUUGGCUCUCUGACCACACCAUCAUGUAAUGAAACUGUGGUAUGGACUGUAUUCAGUGACCCAAUCAAAAUCAGCAAAGAUUUGAUCGAUAUUUUUAGCAACACAGUGCACAUCAAUAAACUGGCUGAUGCUUUCAUCACCAAAAACUACAGACCAGUUCAGCCUCUGAAUGGCAGGAAUGUGACAUCCCAAGAAUCAGGAUCAGACACACAUCCACCAUCAGGAUCAGAAGCACAUUCAACAUCAACAGGCACAAGUUCAUCAGCAAGCACACUUCAUCACACUAUGUCCAUCAGCCCAGCACUGCUCUACUCUGUAUUGUUUUGGUGUCUGUGGUCCCUGUCUUCCAAGACAAGUGUGAUAAUGAGAGUUUGUUUAUUUUCAACACUUGUUUGAGCUGAAUGUUUCAAUCAUACUUAAAUUAAUUCAUGUGCAUGCAUGAAUGCGUAAUAUUUAAAUGAUCAUUAAAUUACUUUAUUCUCUUAAAGAUGCUUUAAAAACUACCAAUCAUAACUACAAAAUGACGAAAAUUUAUAGUCCUAUUGGAGAAUCAGGAAGUGUAAAUGAUGUGCUAUGUUUAAGACAGUAUCUUUGUAUAUAUCGCAGUGGGGCUGGCUGGGGGAUGUGGCAAGGUUCAUUGAGCUAAAAGUGAUUCAUCCAAAUAA